Messenger RNA from Ochotona curzoniae (black-lipped pika), 1478 nucleotides. It is a transcript of the gene SELENOF, whose product is annotated as selenoprotein F. The record is from RefSeq and is a predicted model, not a curated record. NCBI's taxonomy places the organism in Eukaryota, Metazoa, Chordata, Mammalia, Lagomorpha, Ochotonidae. The transcript has 5 exons. Gene Ontology annotation, cellular component: endoplasmic reticulum lumen. Gene Ontology annotation, molecular function: oxidoreductase activity.
GGAAGGAAGGAUCUGGGGAACAACACCAGUGGGGAGUUUAGGAAAGUGCCUGAUUUGGGUAGUCGAAAGCACCGUGCGACUGUCUUUAUAUUUGAUCGCGUCUAAGAGUCCACAGGCCCUAAGUUAACAGCCGUCUCUCCAGCACGAGAGUGUUGGUGGCCACGGCCUCUGGCGGGCUGUCUCGGAUCAGGCUCUCGUGUGGACGCCCUCGGCGAGGGGUCCUCAGGGCAGCCGGGACCGCCGAGAGCAGGGGGCGAUGGCGGCUGAGGCGGGCGGAGUGUUUGGUCCGGCGUUCGGCCUGCGGAUGCUGUUGGCCACCGCGCUGCAGGCGAUCUCUACUUUGGGGGCAGAAUUUUCAUCGGAGGCAUGCAGAGAAUUAGGCUUCUCUAGCAACUUGCUCUGCAGCUCCUGUGAUCUUCUUGGGCAGUUCAACCUACUGCAGCUGGAUCCUGAUUGCAGAGGAUGCUGCCAAGAAGAAGCACAAUUUGAAACUAAAAAGCUAUAUGCAGGAGCCAUUCUUGAAGUCUGUGGAUGAAAAUUGGGGAGGUUCCCUCAAGUCCAAGCUUUUGUCAGGAGUGAUAAGCCCAAACUGUUCAGAGGACUACAAAUCAAGUAUGUCCGUGGGUCAGACCCUGUGCUAAAGCUUUUGGAUGACAACGGGAACAUUGCUGAAGAACUCAGCAUCCUCAAGUGGAACACAGACAGCGUGGAAGAAUUCCUGAGUGAAAAGUUGGAGCGCAUAUAAAUGUUACUUGAUUUUUCUCCAUUGUUAUCAAAUGAAACACUCCAGCACCUAGAAAAUAUGUUGCACUUCCUUCCCUGGUUCAGGCUAUUUUCUGCAGGGCAUUAAACAUCUAGGUAGAAGUUGAAGUGGCAUAUCUGUGGAGUUAGCAAGCUCUCCAGAACCCUUUUUUCUUUUUUUAUAGAUUUCUGUCCUCCUGCAUUUGUUGAUACCACUAAUGAAAUGCUUUGUAACAGGCUUGUGGUUAAUUAUGCAAAUGAGAGUUUGUGAUAAUUGGUCCAGUUUUGUGAACAGCGGAUUUUUAAAUUGGGGAGAUUAUUAAGGAAGAUGAUUAUUGUGCCUCAUGGCUGUGUGUUCUUUUGAAAAGUAAUGACAGAAAACCACAGAGCAAAUAAGACAUACCAAGCCUCGACAUUUUGCCUGCUUCUCCAAGCUGCUCAUAUUUUUUUUAAUAAUGCCUAGAUUUCCUUUUCUUAGAAAUGUUGUUUGUAUUGUAUAAUGUAUGUAUUGCAUUAAAAACAUUGUAGCUUCGUUAUUAUGAAACAGAUUGGAGAUUCAACAGUAAGGGUGAAGCAUUCACAAAAAUUUGCGUCAGUGAAGACCACACAGAAAACCUUUCUGAGGAUUUGUGUGAAUCUGAUAUUUGGCAGAUUUUUGUGUUUUUACAUUCCUUACAGAAAAAUACAUUUAAAAAAUCGUUUGUAAGACCAAAACAUAAAUAAAAACUUUGAAAAAU